GGCUAAAUGCCCAAGGGGGAUGGAGUGAAGGGGCACUCGGGAAAGGAAAAUCUGAGCGGAUUCAGCGUUGUGUGUGUGUGUGUGUUGGGGGGGGGGGGUCUGAAAGGACCUGGCUGCUAGAGGAAAGGUCGUUGGGACCUCCGAGUGAUGUUGGCCGAGCUCAUGAUGGCAGGAUUAAGAGCCUUGUGUUGUGUGGCUUCCGGGAGCCUGGGGACUCCGUCUUAGAGACAAGAUUGGGUGCAAGAGGUGACAGUCCAUGGAGGAGCCGGAUGCUAGCGUGCCAGCCCUAGAACCAUUCCGAGUGGAGCAGGCACCGCCUACAAUCUACUAUGUCCCUGACUUCAUCUCCAAGGACGAAGAGGAAUAUUUGUUGCGACAGGUUUUCAAUGCCCCCAAGCCAAAGUGGACCCAGCUGUCUGGGAGGAAGCUACAGAACUGGGGUGGGCUCCCCCACCCCCGGGGGAUGGUCCCUGAGCGGCUGCCCCCAUGGCUCCAGCGCUACGUGGAUAAGGUGUCAGACCUCAGCCUUUUUGGGGGUCUCCCGGCGAACCAUGUCCUCGUGAACCAGUAUCUGCCUGGGGAGGGCAUUAUGCCCCACGAGGAUGGACCACUAUACUACCCGACCGUCAGCACCAUCAGUCUGGGCUCCCACACCGUGCUGGAAUUCUAUGAGCCACGGCACCCGGAGGAUGAUGCCCCUACAGAACAGCCCCGGCCCCUACCCAGGCCCAUUGCUUCACUGCUGUUGGAACCACGCAGCCUGCUGGUGCUCCGUGGCAGCGCUUACACACGUCUCCUCCACGGCAUUGCGGCCACCCGCGUGGAUGUGCUUGAGGCCACCUCUCUGCCAUGCAAUGCUGCUGCCUGCCCAUCAGCAUUGCCUGGAGCCCGCCUGGACCGUAGCACCCGUGUCUCAUUGACCAUCCGUCGUGUACCCCGCGUGCUGCGUACCAGCCUCCUGCUCAGCAAGUGACUGUCACACUCCAGGACCUACUGGGAUUCAUGGGUUAUGUUCCCUGUGGUCUGGCUGUACCCCUGGAACCUUGGAAGUCUGGGACAGAGGUGGAUCCCUGCUGGGUGAUUUUUCCAUUGACUUUUGGGGGAGCCACAGAAGAUUUCAUUCCCAAUAAACCAAGCAUACCUUUC
Messenger RNA from Ochotona princeps (American pika), 1146 nucleotides. It is a transcript of the gene ALKBH6, whose product is annotated as alkB homolog 6. Lineage: Eukaryota; Metazoa; Chordata; Mammalia; Lagomorpha; Ochotonidae. The coding region runs from base 257 to 973 and encodes 238 amino acids. The record is from RefSeq and is a predicted model, not a curated record. The transcript has 8 exons.